Sturnus vulgaris (Common starling) is the source of this 1017-nucleotide messenger RNA. RefSeq names its product potassium calcium-activated channel subfamily M regulatory beta subunit 2 (gene KCNMB2). Gene Ontology annotation, biological process: potassium ion transport; detection of calcium ion. The record is from RefSeq and is a predicted model, not a curated record. Gene Ontology annotation, molecular function: calcium-activated potassium channel activity; potassium channel regulator activity. Lineage: Eukaryota; Metazoa; Chordata; Aves; Passeriformes; Sturnidae. Gene Ontology annotation, cellular component: voltage-gated potassium channel complex; membrane.
UGCUCUGUAGGGUGUAGCUUUCCUCUGGGACUUCUGUGUUUGCUUUCCGUGUUGCUUUCCUCUUCCUUUUGGUCAGGAGCCUUUUUACGACCUGGCAAAAUAACACCGAGCAGCAGCACGGAAUCUGCAGGACAAAAAUGAGCCUUUGCCUUAAAUAUCCCCGAGACAAAUGGAGGUCCUUCCAUCGUCCCACUGCAGCGAGCAGAGCCAACACUGGGCAACCCUCUAAAAUGUUUAUUUGGACCAGUGGCCGGGGAUCCACAUCUUACAGACACGAUGAGAAAAGAAAUAUUUACCAAAAAAUCAGGGAUCACGACCUACUGGACAAAAGGAAAACAGUCACAGCCCUAAAAGCUGGGGAAGACAGGGCCAUCCUGCUGGGGCUGGCCAUGAUGGUGUGCUCUAUCAUGAUGUACUUCCUGCUGGGAAUCACGCUGCUGCGCUCCUACAUGCAAAGUGUCUGGACAGAAGAGACUCAGUGCUCACUACUCAAUGCAUCCAUCACAGAAACCUUUAACUGCUCAUUUAACUGCGGUCCAGAGUGCUGGAAAAUCUCUCAGUACCCCUGCCUGCAGGUGUAUGUUAAUCUCACCUCUUCUGGCCAGAAGCUUCUACUCUACCACACCGAGGAAACAAUGAAAAUUAAUUCUGAGUGUUCCUACAUCCCCAAGUGCGGGAAGAAUUACGAGGAAUCCAUGUCGCUGGUGAACGUGGUGAUGGAAAACUUCAGGAAGUACCAACGCUUCUCCUGCUUCUACGACCCCGAGGGCGUUCAGAAGAACGUGAUCCUCACCAAACUGUACAGCUCCAACGUGCUGUUCCACUCACUCUUCUGGCCCAGCUGCAUGAUGGUCGGUGGGGUGGCCAUCGUGGCCAUGGUAAAGCUGACUCAGUACCUCUCCCUGCUCUGCGAGAGGAUCCAAAGGAUCAGCAGAUAGGAAAGGACACUCCUCUGAAAUUCAAUUACAGCGAAAAUACUGUUCUUCUCAUUCUUCACCAAAGAACCUUAAGUUUGUA